Messenger RNA from Thlaspi arvense, 1860 nucleotides. The record is from the annotation of a GenBank genome assembly. NCBI's taxonomy places the organism in Eukaryota, Viridiplantae, Streptophyta, Magnoliopsida, Brassicales, Brassicaceae.
AUGGUGAGGUUCAUAAGAGGUUUCCGAGGAUUCGGGACCGUUACUUUGACGGAGCCGGCGCUGGCUAAUCUCGCGGAGAAAUGCGCCGCCGCGAUUCCGGAAUGUUCUACAGUGGAAGACGAGAUCGCGAAGAUCCGUCGCGAGUUCGAGCUGGCGAAACAGAGGUUUAUCAACAUCCCUGAAGCGCUCAAUAGUAUGCCAAAGAUGAAUCCUCAAGGGAUAUAUGUUAAUAAGAAUCUGAGGUUGGAUAACAUACAAGUCUACGGAUUUGACUAUGAUUACACAUUAGCACAUUACUCCUCUGACUUGCAGAGCUUGAUCUAUGAUCUUGCCAAGCAGCAUAUGGUCAACGAGUUUAGAUAUCCUGAAGGUUGUAUGAAGUUUACGUAUGAUCCUACUUUCCCUAUCCGAGGUCUGUACUACGAUAAACAGAAAGGAUGCCUCAUGAAAUUGGAUUUCUUUGGUUCGAUUGAGCCAGACGGAUGUUAUUUUGGUCGUCGUAAGCUUAGUAGGAAGGAGCUAGAGAAUAUGUAUGGAACGCGACACAUAGGUCGUGAUCAAGCGAGAGGUCUUGUGGGAUUGAUGGAUUUCUUCUGUUUCAGCGAGGCCUGUCUUAUAGCAGACAUGGUCCAGUACUUUGUCGACGCCAAGCUUGAGUUUGAUGCCUCUUACAUCUACAAUGAUGUGAAUCGCGCGAUUCAACAUGUCCAUAGAAGCGGUUUGGUCCAUAGAGGGAUUCUUGCUGAUCCUACCAGAUAUUUGCUUAAAAAUGCAAGUGGUCAGCUACUACGUUUCCUGAGAAUGCUGAAAGAUAAAGGGAAGAAGCUUUUCUUGCUGACCAACUCUCCGUACCAUUUUGUCGAUGGCGGAAUGCGUUAUCUUAUGGAGGACUCUUUUGGCCUCAGAGACUCAUGGCGGGACCUUUUCGAUGUCGUCAUUGCUAAAGCAAACAAACCAGAGUUUUACACAUCAGAGCACCCUUUCCGGUCUGUGUUCUCUACUCCUGAAUCCUCCUCUUUCGUCCUUACACGAUUCUUAUGCUAUAGUUGCUAUGAUGAGGAGAGGGAUACUUUGGCGUUUACUAAAGUGGAUGCGUUUCACCCAAAUAAAGUUUACUACCAUGGCUGUCUUAAAUCCUUCCUUCAAAUCACAAAGUGGCAUGGCCCUGAGGUUAUUUAUUUCGGAGAUCACUUAUUUAGUGACCUAAGAGGGCCUUCAAAAGCCGGUUGGAGAACUGCUGCCAUAAUUCAUGAGCUUGAGCGAGAGAUAAAGAUUCAGAAUGAAGAUAGCUACCGGUUUGAGCAGGCGAAAUUCCAUAUUAUCCAAGAACUGCUCGGUAGAUUUCACGCGACUGUAUCAGACAAUCAGAAAAGCGAAGCGUGCCAAUCUCUAUUGGAUGAGCUGAACAAGGCGAGACAGAGAGCUCGAGACACGAUGAAACAAAUGUUCAACAGAUCGUUCGGAGCUACGUUUGUCACAGACACUGGUCAAGAAUCAGCGUUCUCUUAUCACAUCCACCAAUACGCAGAUGUUUACACCAGCAAGCCUGAGAACUUUCUCUUCUACCGACCUGAAGCCUGGCUUCACGUGCCUUACGACAUCAAGAUCAUGCCACAUCAUGUCAAGGUACAGACCCAAGACUUGUUAAGUUGCUUCAAACCUUUUCAAAACCUGAGAUGGUGUUUCGUUCCCUUUAAGAACAGAUACAGUUCGAUGAAGAAAUCGGAUGAACUUUUGAUCGAAAAAGAAUUCAGCUUUUUAGGUUUUUUGCGAUUGCCUGUGACAACAAGUAGGAACGUCUGGACAAAAGUUGGGAAGAAAUCAAACAAGAACUCGAACAAGACACUCUUUGAACAUUGA